GGUGCUAGGCUGUCGGAGAUGGAGCCUUUAUUGAUGGUGGUGGACUUGGUGCAGCGGCUGGAUGCUGUGCCGGGGUCCGGUUUCUCAUUCACCGUUCAGGAGUUGUGCCGCUGGUGCCGGGACGGAGGAGAGCCAGGGGCGCCCGACCCUGGUCGGCUGGAGAUAUUUGGGCUGUUGGUGGAGAAGCUGGCGCCGGGCGCCGAGGACCGCGAUGUCUCCAGCUCCUUGCGGGACCUGGCCAUCGGCUGGUGCCUGCCGCUCUUGCGGCAUUUGCAGCUGGAGGAGCAGAGCCGGAGGCUGGUGUGCUCCCUUUGCGGCCUGCUCCACGCCUGUUGCCUGCGGAGCCCACCUGCCCUGCUUCGGGACGUGACCACCCCGAGCCUGAGGGAUCUGCGGAGCUACACCGAGGAACGGGGUAGGGCUGGUCUGGUUGAGGGCAAGGAAGCUCGGAGCGGCGAGUCCCAGGCCUCCGAGUACUCGGACAUUCGAGUCACCGUCGAGGUGCUGGUGAGGAUGGCGCCGCUGCUGCUUCUGGAGCCAGGAGUCGGGGCACAGGAGCUGCUACAGCUCGGCCUGACCGCUGUCAGAGUGGGGGAGGACAGCGUGGCAUCCAGAGUGGCCACCGGCUUGAUGCUGGCUCUUCUUCGGCACCCGGGCAGCUCGGUGUCAAAGUGCCUGUUCGCCCAGGAGAUCUGGGAUGGCGUGAAACACUGGGGAAAGACCGGCUCCGUCUCCAGAUCCCUGCUGUUGCUGACCUCGCUUCCUCCCCGUCUGCUCUUUGAUACCGGAGACCGGUCAUCCCCCGAUACCUUCGAUCUCCGAAUUUGUCCGGAAUUUUGGGAAAUGGUGCAAACGGGUUUGGUGCAGCCGGAUAACACGUCGCGCAAGAGAGCCAUGUACCUGUUAAAGAGAGCUGUGGAAGUUUCGAACUCAUUGAGGAGUGAAAUCAGUUCAGAGUCUCAGGCUGAAUCCAAUACGUGCCUUUUCUGGUGGUCGGGUGAAAAAAGCAAGCAACUUUUCCAGUUAUGGGAAAAUUAUAUUUUAAUAAUGGAAACACUGGAAGAAAAUCAAGUUCAUGUCAUAAGACCAAUAUUACCUCGACUCAAGAGCUUAAUGGAUGCCACUGUUUCCAAUGACCAGGGUCGUUCACUUUUUCACACAUCCUGGCUCCUUUGUGCUUACAAACGAAUGUUUGAUAGUGAAAACAAAACUGCAAUGAAAGAAAGCCUGUUUCAGUUUCUUGAUCUUAGUAUCACAAAGUAUCCUUUCAGAAUUCAAGAUCUUUGUGAGUUUAUCUGCGGACCAGUGAUGGAUGCUCUUUCAGAAAGUACAUUUUACAGCAGAUCUCCAGAACAGAAACUUGGCAGCCGUCCUAUUCUAGCUGAGAAGUUACAGACAUAUCUUGUUAAUUUUGUAGAAAAUGUGGCUGAAGAAUUCCAAGGUGACUUUCUCAUGAAGUUGAUUAAGAGCAUGGCUGCUAAGCACUGGUGUGCUAUUCCCAUACUUUUCAUCUCACAAGCUCUUGUACAUAUUCCAACACGCAAAACCUGGGGAGUGGAAGGGCUUCAUGCUGUUCGGGAAGUAAUGUGCUGCACUAUGACCAAUCAUCAAGUGUUGCUGCGAGAAGCAGCUCAAUGUUAUCUUCUACAGACUGCAAUACACUUGACUAAUGUGGAAAGAGUAACACUGUCUGACAUUUCAAACUUCUUGGCAUUCAUUCGAACUGAAGAGGCUUUAUCUCGGGGUACUAAUUUGUGGAUGGAGUUGUGCAAAUGGUUACACAAUAAUGACAGAAAUUUCAGGCCUGAAGAAGUUGCUGCUGAACUGCAUCUUGAAAGAUCUGCCUUAAGUUUCUAUGUUCAGAAUCUAGUGGAACAGUACCUGAAGGUUCCAGUGACUGAAGGAGAAAAUACCAGUUUAAUGCCAGACUGGUUUGAGGCCCAACUUGUUGCCCGGAUGAUUCUCCUUGCUGCUGACGUCGAAGGGCAAUACGACACUCAAGGGGAUCAGAAGGCCUUCGAUUGUUUCUUGCAACCCCUUCUGAGUGCUUUAAAGAAGCUGACUACCCAUGCCUAUUUACCUGUGCUGAAAGCAGAUAAGAGCCUGCAGCUGUUAUUGAAGCUGAUGGAGAUGUCUGUCCCAAAACACCACAUAAAACCAGAAGACAGGAUACUGAAUGCACUACGAGAUUGUCUCAUGUCUUCGGUAGAACAAGUCUUGGAGUAUACUCUUAGGAGGUUAACAAGUGAACUAAAAACUGUUUUGGACCUUGACAGAUGUCAUCUCUAUCUCGCUGUGAUGAGUGAGAUAGUGAAGGCACUUUCAGUAGUGGGCUGGGAGAGAGGUUCUUGCAUCUGGAGCUACAUCUCUUCCCUGACACAGGCUUCAAUUCAGCAUCUUCAGAUUUCCAGUGAUGAUGAGGUUCUGAAAUUAGGACAACAAAUCCAAAUGGUAGUCGCUAGAGCUUCUUUGGCUUGGAUUUGCAAGAUUAAUGCCCAGUAUCCAGACCUGCAGCUUGACUCCCUCAAUGCUGUCAAAACAUUGGUCAAAUCUGUUUUAACUGGUCCAUUCAACAAGAAUCUUGAGAAACCUUUCUUCAGUAAGCAAGACAAUGGACUUUCAGAGGAUGUAUUUUCAGCUGAGGGCUGGGGAAAGGUCUCUACACAGUAUAUCCAUGAUCAUUGGGCCUGUAUCUAUUUUAUUUUGAACAAACUUGAACAGACAUCUGAAACUGUAGCCAACAAGAGUUCGUUACCUGCUGUAAAAAAUCCAGCUCUCAUUCUUCACGCCUGUGUAGAAGCACUUAACAUUGUGCGAUCGGACCAAGUACUUCCCAUACUGCAAUGCAUGAAGAUUCUUGUUCCUAAGCUUUACAGGUCAGAAGAAUCUCUUUGUGUGAAAUCUCUUGAUCUAGCUUGGAAGGUAGUUAUGGAUUUGAACAGCAACCAGCUGCAUUUUUGGCCUACUUUGAAUGUUUACAUAAAGAUUGCCUUUCAUCCUCAGCUACUUAGCGUCACUGGAGAAUGUACCAUUGGAAUAAAAGUGAAAGAGAUAACAAACAAAUUGCUUGAAAUAUCACAAACCAAAACUGGAGUCUUCAAUGUAUUGAUCACUCACUGUUGCCAAACAUGGCUGCCCGCUGUUUCUCCUGCUGACGGUUUUCAGGAAGAUCAUUUCAUAAGUGCUGAAAACCACAUAGGUCUUUUUUUAGAGGCUUGUCUAUUUGGACCUGUUUUUAGGAAGGAUCAGAGACUAAUUCAAGAUGUACAUACCCAUAUAGAAUUAUUGGGCGAUGAAUCUGCAGCCAGUACAGACACUGAAUGGGGAAACAGAGAUGAUCAAUCAGUGCGGAUUUGGGCCAUUAACUUCCUCUGUCAUUUAAAUGGAUCGAAUUCACUGCACAGGAAAUUCAUGGAGAAUGUUUUCAGUAAACUCCUUGAAAAGGAUGAAGAGCUGAGGAACACCAAAGGCCGAUACUAUGUGAAUUCCAUGUUGCAUCGAUUAAAGAACAGAAUUUGGCAGACACUGCUUGUAUUACUACCACAAAUGGACCAGGUUUUUCUGAGCAGCAUCAGUGAAACUGUUUAUCAGUCUGGUUUGAGUGAUAAUCAGGCAUCUGUGAAAUACUUAAUCGAAUGGUUUAUCAUCUUAAUGCUACAGAAGUGCCCUGAAUUCAUUGAUUCUUUCUGGCAAUGCUUCAGUUAUAAUCCAGAAAAUACAAAAACCAGUAUCUGCACAUUUUUGGCUGUGUUAGUUCACAUUAAAGUAAUCCUGAAGAAGAUUUCAAAAAAGGACCAACAUUUGAAGAAAGCUUUGGGUGUGGUAUUGCCAUGGUGUCUAAACCACAACUUCAGUGUGCGACUGUAUGCCCUCCUUGCCUUACAGCAUGUUUGGGAGGCAUGUUUACAGUCAAAGGUUGAAGACAAGGAGCUGCAAUAUUUGGCACCGAUUAUUGAGUCUUGUCUAGAACAAGCUGGAAACAAGCAAACCGCAGGGAAUGCUGGAAAGAACUGGCAGAGAAUUCAGGACCAUUUCUUAUUUAGAAAAUUUCAACCAUUAGAAGACUACAGUUUAGAGGCGAUAUUUUACAUCUUUCCAAGGUUAUCAGAUGUUAUAGAAGAUGAAUGGAUUCCUGCCUGGAAGUUCAGCCGAAUUAUGAAUCUCAUGUCCUCCAGUUCUUCAGUUAAUGUAUUUAACUCGAGGAAUCAGCUUUGUGAUGUGAAGUUAACAGGCUGGGUUCAACAAGAUAAAGGUUAUGACCACGUUGAAGUAAGUCAAGAUAUUGAGUGGACCGAUAUACAAAAGAAGAUAAUGCCAUGGAAGAAUGGCAUCCCGGAUAAAGACUUGGAACUGAUCUGUCAGCAACAAACCACAAACUUUGGAAAAUCAUCUGUUAGCAAUCUAAUUAUAGUGGCAUCACUUAUUGACAAGUCUACUAACCUGGGAGGUUUAUGUCGGACUAGUGAGAUAUUUGGGGCUUCUGCACUGGUUGUAAACAACAUGCAUUGUGUGAAUGACAAACAGUUUCAGGCCCUCAGUGUUUCUGCUGAACAGUGGCUAUCAGUCAUUGAGGUGAAACCUGCUCAGUUGGUUGAAUAUCUGCAGCAAAAGAAAACUGAAGGACUUACAAUCAUUGGAGUGGAACAAACAGCCAACAGCCAUAAUCUUGCACAGUACAGCUUCCCAGAAAAAUCAUUGCUUUUGCUCGGGAAUGAACGAGAGGGAAUUCCAGCCAAUUUGAUCCAGCACCUCGAUGUUUGUGUGGAAAUCCCCCAACGUGGUAUCAUCCGGUCACUCAAUGUUCAUGUUAGUGGAGCCUUGCUCAUGUGGGAGUACACACGCCAGCAGAUGUUGAAGCAAGGUGUGAGACCACAAACUGGGACUGCACUGAAGUGAGAAUUAAAGAGAGAGCUUUUUUCAAUGUGGAAGAAAUCUACAAAUCCUUAGAUAAUCUGGUGAAAAUAAAGUGCUACUGGAAGAUAUCCUGGACACGAUGACCUUAUUAAGCAGGGAACUGUCUUGUAUAUACAAAGCCCAAAUUAAUUCACUUGUAUGAUUUUAAUGUUUAUAUUUCAAUAAUUUUUAUUUUCCCCUUGGAUAGCAACAUUGGAAGAGGAAUAAGCCCAUUCUAUUAUUCAGUUACCUCAUGGCCCACUACCCCUUUAAUUCUCUCAUCUAACAAAUCUAUAAACCUGUAUCUCAGUUUUGAACUUCCCUAUUGACUUCAAAAGCUCUCUAGUGGUUAUUCAAGGUUGUAAGAGUUUUCAGAUUUCUACCACUGUUUGUAGGAAAACCCCAGACCUCCUAUCAGCAGCUAGAAUGUUUCCCCAAAAUGAAUGUUUUGAGUAAUUAAACUAGUGAAACAGAGCGUCUCAAUGGCUGCACAUAUUGUUUUUCAAAUCAGCCGUACCAUCUUAAAUCUGCCACUUAUAAAUUAAGACAGUGCAAAAGAUUGCGAUGACCGAGGUAAUUGGAAAUUUAAGUGUUGCAACAAAUUUGUAUUUAUACAUAGUUUUUCUUGAAUCUUCCUGAAAAGAGAGGCACCGUACUGAAGAUUUUCCUCUGGUAUUCAAUAGGACAAAUACAAGAAUGGCAGGUCAGGCAGCAUCCAAGGAACAGGAAAUUCGACGAAGAAGGACUUAUGCCCGAAACGUUGAAUCUCCUGUUCCUUGGAUGCUGCCUGACCUGCUGUGCUUUUCCAGCAACACAUUUUCAGCUCAUGCAGAAAUGGUGACAACCAAGAAAAAUCCUCAUUAACUUAUGGAGGUGGUGCUCUUUAGGUGGUCUUUAAAAAAUGUAUUUACAAUGCAGAUGCAGAUCAUUUGGCCCAACAUGUCUAUUCCAUUGUUUGUGCUUCACAUGAGCCUCUUCCGACUGCUUGCAGGAAUCCCCAGUAACACAUUAAUAUGAAACAAAGGAAUGUAGAUACUGGAAGUCUAAAAGAAAAACAGAAAUUGUUGUGGAACUCUUGGCAGCAUUUGUGGUUCCUUCAGAAAGGGUCACUGGACUCAAAACAUAACCUUGGCUUCUCUCCCCAGAUGCACCAGUGACACAUUCUUCUUUUCCUUUCUUUCUCAUAUAUUUAUGUUCGCUAUACCUUCAACACAUCUAUAUCAUUCAUCUCAACAGCACCUUGUGAUGGCAAGUUGUGUGGUCUAACCACACUCUGGCUAAAGAAAUCUUUCCUUAAUUAGCAAUUGGAUCUAGUGCUGACCAUCUUAUAUUUCUGGGACCUUGUUGUAGCCUUGCGUACAAGUAGAAAUAUCUUCCACAGACUUUCUUAAUCAUACUCUUAAUAUUUGAGACCUAUUGUUAGGUCUCAAAGUAUCUAGAUCAUCAUCCUUUAAUCACCUCCAGCUCAAGAGAAAAGCCCCAAAGCUUGCUGAAUCUUUCCCAAUCGGUUACAGUAAAAUUCAAGGAAUUUUUCAUUGCACCUCCUCCAUCAUCUUAACAUCGUUUUUAUAAUAUAGCAAUAUAAACUACUUUCAAAUACCUGCUGCUUUUCAAAUCUACACCUCUUGAAAUGAAUGUUUGUGCUCAAUAAACUGUCAUUGUUUGAAA
This is a messenger RNA of Hemiscyllium ocellatum (epaulette shark), 6561 nucleotides long. RefSeq names its product TAR (HIV-1) RNA binding protein 1 (gene tarbp1). Gene Ontology annotation, biological process: tRNA methylation. The record is from RefSeq and is a predicted model, not a curated record. NCBI's taxonomy places the organism in Eukaryota, Metazoa, Chordata, Chondrichthyes, Orectolobiformes, Hemiscylliidae. Gene Ontology annotation, molecular function: tRNA (guanine) methyltransferase activity; RNA binding. The transcript has 30 exons. Bases 19 to 4896 code for a protein of 1625 amino acids.